This is a messenger RNA of Xyrichtys novacula (pearly razorfish), 2668 nucleotides long. The record is from the annotation of a GenBank genome assembly. Lineage: Eukaryota; Metazoa; Chordata; Actinopteri; Labriformes; Labridae.
UAGUCUGCAGAAGUCACGUGUUUAAGGGUUAAUAUGGAUUCAUAAACGGGGAAUUCUGACCCGGCUAUCAGCUCACACGUGAUUUCUCAGAACUCCUCUCUCUUCAGUAAAGUGAAAGUAAUAAACCAGAAAAACAAAUCUUGGUGGUGUCAGUGAAGGCAACACGACAGGUAACAGUCACUUCGGUGCUCGUUUACCCGAGUGCGGACGAAGACGAAGCUCCGUCAAAAUGAGCACCCGGGAGCAGGAGGAGAAGAGGUACGACCCAAGUGACACGACUCUGAAAUUCGUCAGCAGGCCGGAUGAUCUGGAUCCGUUUCGUAAGUGACCUACAAAAGAAAGAUGUCGCCUAUUUUGUCUUGGUCAAAUAUCCUGGACUUGUGUUUCAUGAGUGAAUUACCUUACUUGAGAGUUAUUGUAUUGAUGUAUAUUUGCCCUUGUGCUUGUGUUUAUCAGCCCCUGAGGAGGGAGACUUGUGUCUCCGAGCAGAGAUGUCGUGUGGACACGCCGUAACUCCACAGUCUUUAACUGGAUGGUGUCGCAGUCUGCUGGAUCAGGUGCUUUUCACCACUUCAUUUACACAGUAAUGCAGUGCGUCUCAAACUUAACUGAAGCAAAAGCCCUUUGUUUUUUUCCUGUCAGUAUUAUUUAGACCUAUCUAUUUAAUUCUUAGCAUUCAGUUUCCAUAAGUCCUACAUAAAACUUUAAAGUUAAAGCGACCCAUCUGGUUUGGAAACACUGGAACAAAGUUCAGUUACAAGUUUAGUAUCUGUCAGCUUUUUGUUUCACUGAAACUCUAAAACUUUUUCGACAUCUUAUGUGGAAUAGUUUUCAAGAAAAAUAGGAAUAUCCUGAUUCCUGACCUCUUAAAUCGAAGCCACAAUAAUGGAGCGUGAAGAGUCUGCAGCCGGAGCUAUUUUUAAUAAUGAUUAUGAUGAUAAUAAUAGGAAAAUUACGGUCUCUCAGAGAGUACAGAGAAUGACGAAGGUAGGACUGAAGAUGGUGAAGAGAGUUGUCCUUUUAUAAUAUAUAUAUGUGACGUGAUCUGUCCUUUUAUUUCAGGGCCAGUAUAAGUUUAAGUGUCCUGCGUUGGCAGAGGGGACCUUACAAAAGUGUGAUGCAGUGUGGCCUUAUGAAGAGGUGCGCCGGCUGGCCGUGCUAACAACUAAAGAGAUGGAGUACUUUGAAGAAAACAUCGCCCGUAUGGCUGCCGCUGAAUACUGUGAAUUCAAAACUGUGAGUGGGCCUUUGAUUAACCUUCUGCUUUGAUUAUGAAUUGAAAUGUGUUCUUUAGAGUUGGCUAUAUUGUCCAGACAUGGAUACACAUCACAACAAGUUGACACUGUGUUUCCAGGAACAGGACAACAAGCUCAACAGUUUUAAUGUUUCUCACAUUCUUUCCGUCAGUGUCCAGGGUGUAAAACUAAUGUGGAGAGAGAGGACCUGACUAACCUGAACGUGCAGUGCACAAUCUGCACAGCCGAAAAGAAGACAAAUUACGAGUUCUGUUGGCAGUGUCUGAAGGUGUGGAAAGGUCCAGCUCCGCGCUCUGACCGCUGCGACAACGAAGGCUGUGUCAACCAUGACCUCCAGCUCCUCCAGAAGUGCGAGACCACCACACUCAUUGAGGUGCAGGGGGUGCUUGGAUGUCCUUCUGUGCGUGCCUGUCCUACCUGUGUUCAGAGGGUGGAGCACAGUAAAAUGGGCUGUAAGAACAUCAUCUGUCCUCGCUGCCAGGUGGAGUUCUGCUUUGUGUGCCUUAAGCUCACCCCUGAGUGUCUGGAGACCAGUUCUUACUUCAUCCCCUGCAGUGAUGGAGUGGCUCCCAGACAAACCUCCAUACCUGUAUGGCACAGGAACUAAUAAGAAAUCAGCACAUGCACUCCUGUCAUACUUUUAUGCACUCGAUUCAUUUUAACUGCAGUCAGCUUACCGCCUUGCUGCUGAAUGUCAUGAUGUUAUUUCUUUUUCGCUGCCAUUUAAGAAACUUUUAUUACGCAUGAAGUCAUAUAAAAACAAUUGCCUACCCAUGGAUGUAUUUCCUGUGUGUUAAAUGGCAUAUAAAUCAUCUGUAACACUUUCCAUGAAACAUCUCUUCUCAUGUAUCAACACAUUUUAUAAGCUUUAUCAAUAAAUGCUUCUUAACAAUCCUUAUAUGUGAUCAGAGGCUUUCAUACCAGCUUAUAGCAAUGUUUAAGAAGUUUUUUUAAGUAUUGAGCAUGACACCUUUUACUAGAGGGAUUUACAAUGCAUUUUAUCUUAACACUAAAGAUUAGAAAUAAUUCUUGUAUAUGGCAAGUAAACCGGGGAUAAAACGUGUUUGGGGCUUCCGUUUUUGCAAGACCUGAUGUGAAGUGAAUAAAAACAAAUUUAUGUUCAGGGCUGGUUCAAAAAUUCAUAUACUCCGGGUUUUACUGUGCUCCAGUUGUACUCAGAAGUUGGAAUUCCUGAGCUCUGAAUUGGAAAUUCAUCUGGAACACCCCCUGAAGUCAGAUUUCUGACUUUCCGAAAGUCAGACGAUCUUCGCCAACUGCGAUUUGAUGACAACGUCAAAAUCCAAGAUGGCAGCGCAGUGCAUCGACAGUAAAGAGUCUCUCGUAAUGUUUUAUUAAUCAGCACUUCUGUUUUGUUUUUGUGAAAUUAAAUAAGUGGUAUAUGUUGUACUGCC